CUCCUGUAACCUGGCACCCAUGUUCUAGGAAGGUCCCAUACCAGGCUCACUUGCCUACAGACCCAGAGACUUUAGGAUGUUCUCUUGUUGUUUUCCCAGGUACCGGGGCUCUGGAUGCCAGAAACCCCAGUGCGCAGGAUUACUCAGAUGUUGGAGAGGUUUCCUUAACCCACGCUGGCGAUGCCUCAGGAUGUUUUCCAGGAGGUCACAUAAGAGCCACAUGCCAGAGAUGGAGGAGAAGCUGAAUGAGAGCCCCUGCUCUACUUCCCUGAAGGAAAGGAGGAAGCCCCAUGCCAUCAGCACGAAGCCGCGCUGGCUCAGGGGUAUGAACAUCUCACCCAUGCCCGACAAUGAGAACCGUGAGGAAGGGACCACCGAAGGAGGCUGGAUGCUACUGGAACAGCGAGUGGAGCACCUGGUACCUGCUUUCCUGGGUGGAGACCCCUCCUACCUCUUCACAUUCUUGAGCACGUACAGAGCUUUUGCUACCACCCAGCAGGUCCUGGAAAUACUGUUUAUGAGAUACGGAUGCUUCCAUUCGGAGGCUGAGGAGGAUGGCGGACCCCGGGAGCAGGAGAAACUGGCCAUCUCCUCCAUCCUGGGCACCUGGAUGGAUCACUACCCCGAGGAAUUUUUCCGCCCUCCAGACUUCACCAGCUUGAAGCUGCUGCGGGCGUACGUAAGGGUCCACAUGCCGGGCUCCGAGCUGCAGCGCCGCGCCCGCCUUCUCUACUCAUGGCGGAAACACCCUUUGGCAGCAGCUCUAGAGCCCCGUCCAGACGUGCCUCGGGAGCGAGCCCCCGCUAUCUCUGUGGUGCCCACUGCAGCCUCGCAGCCCAGGCUGCCGGAAGCCACCAGUUCUCCUGGAGCUCAGCGCGUACGAGAAUCGGAGACCCUCACUGCAGCGACCCCACCAGGGCAGGAGGAAUGGACCAUCGACGGAGGCUGGAUGCUACUGGAACAGCGAGUGGAGCACCUGGUACCUGCUUUCCUGGGUGGAGACCCCUCCUACCUCUUCACAUUCUUGAGCACGUACAGAGCUUUUGCUACCUCCCAGCAGGUCCUGGAAAUACUGUUUAUGAGAUACGGAUGCUUCCAUUCGGAGGCUGAGGAGGAUGGCGGACCCCGGGAGCAGGAGAAACUGGCCAUCUCCUCCAUCCUGGGCACCUGGAUGGAUCACUACCCCGAGGAAUUUUUCCGCCCUCCAGACUUCACCAGCUUGAAGCUGCUGCGGGCGUACGUAAGGGUCCACAUGCCGGGCUCCGAGCUGCAGCGCCGCGCCCGCCUUCUCUACUCAUGGCGGAAACACCCUUUGGCAGCAGCUCUAGAGCCCCGUCCAGACGUGCCUCGGGAGCGAGCCCCCGCUAUCUCUGUGGUGCCCACUGCAGCCUCGCAGCCCAGGCUGCCGGAAGCCACCAGUUCUCCUGGAGCUCAGCGCGUACGAGAAUCGGAGACCCUCACUGCAGCGACCCCACCAGGGCAGGAGGAAUGGACCAUCGACGGAGGCUGGAUGCUACUGGAACAGCGAGUGGAGCACCUGGUACCUGCUUUCCUGGGUGGAGACCCCUCCUACCUCUUCACAUUCUUGAGCACGUACAGAGCUUUUGCUACCACCCAGCAGGUCCUGGAAAUACUGUUUAUGAGAUACGGAUGCUUCCAUUCGGAGGCUGAGGAGGAUGGCGGACCCCGGGAGCAGGAGAAACGGGCCAUCUCCUCCAUCCUGGGCACCUGGCUGGAUCACUACCCCGAGGAAUUUUUCCGCCCUCCAGACUUCACCAGCUUGAAGCUGCUGCGGGCGUUUGUAAGGGUCCACAUGCCGGGCUCCGAGCUGCAGCGCCGCGCCCGCCUUCUCUACUCAUGGCGGAAACACCCCAUGGCACCAGCUCCAGAGCCACGUUCAGACGUCCCUCAGGAGCGAGCCCCCGCUAUCUCUGUGGUGCCCACUGCAGCCUCGCAGCCCAGGCUGCCUGAAGCCACUAGUUCUCCUGGAGCUCAGCGCGUACGAGAAUCGGAGACCCUCACUGCAGCGUCCCCAACAGGGCAGGAGGUACUCCCAGCUCUGGCUGACAGUCAGGAGCUGGAAGAGCCACCUGCCCCUUUGGUGGCCCCAGAGCAUGAGCAGCCCCCAGCCCCAGCCGGCGGGGUCACGGAAGGGCUGGAACAACCACCUGCUGCAACUGAGCAACCAGCCUCAGCUCCCCAUCAGCGGCUCAUGUUGGUUUGUCAUGAUAGGAUGGGCAUAGAGGUAUUUAGUGUACUCAUGUACUAUUGGCUUCUACUUAAAAGAUAAAUACAGUUUCAAAAAAUUUACUCUAAUCCUUUGAAAUUACAACUUCAAGUGUCAGUACGUACAUUCGCAGGAUUUUACACCCGUGACCACUAUGUACUCCUAGAACAUUUCCAUCACAGAGACACGUGGACUACUAGUCACCCACGGCUCAUUCCCUCACCCCAGUCUCUGCAACCAGCGAUCUCGGUUUCUGCUGCUUCAGGUCCUCUGGGAUUUCCAUGUGUGUGCAAACACACAACAUGGCCUGUUGUGUCUGGCUACAUGACAGGAGACUGAUUAAUAAUUGCUUAAAUAUUCAAUGGCACUAAUAUUUUUUAUGACAGAGGAAUAGUCCUCAAAGAACAAAGAUUAGGUGAAGCCCCCACUUGAAAUAUCUUCAUUAUCUGCCAUGGGGACCCUCUGAGGUUUGACACAAGAGCAGAAGCCAGAAGAGAAAUGUCUGGACCAGAGCGAAUACCUUGAAAAUCUUUCAUUUUCCUCGACUGGCCAUGGUGAUAUUGGUCUAACGUGCAUACUAUAAAAACACCCAAAUGAAACCGUCAAUAUUCCAUUUAUGCUAACCUAUUAGGCAAUAAAGUAUAAAGUUCUGAAAGGUUUCCUACAGGUGACAUGUAUUCAGUAAAAUGAAGAUUUAAUAAUGAGGACAGGCACCAAGGUGGCUCAAUGGGCAAGUUUCCGAGUCCAAUUUGGCUCGGGUCAUGAUCGCACGGUACUUGAGAUCAAGUCCCAAGUCAGGCUCUACAAUGACAGCUUGAAGCCCUGGUCAGGAUUCUUCUUCUCGCUCUCUCCAAAUAAAUAAAUAAAUAGGAAACAACAAGUACAUAGGCAGAAAAAAUGUAUACUCUUUCAAGAAAUAUUGGCCCAGAAGAUACGGUGUCAUCUUCAGAGUCCUUUGGCUUUGAGUGCAGCAGGUGUCUGUGUUUGUGUUCAUGAGUGGUGUGACAGGUUGGGCAUCCCUCCAGGACUAUGGUCUUGUACUAUGGGAUGUCCCCACAGUGGACAGGCACAGUCCUGUCCCCUUCUGCAUUCUCAAGGGCCACACAUCAUCCUUUACUCUGCGUCUCCAGAAGCUGAAUGACUGGGCCAAUUGCAAUAUUUUG
Molecule: messenger RNA, 3390 nt
Organism: Felis catus (domestic cat)
Lineage: Eukaryota; Metazoa; Chordata; Mammalia; Carnivora; Felidae
Exons: 14
Coding region: 77-2290 (737 amino acids)
Source: RefSeq, a predicted model, not a curated record